Molecule: messenger RNA, 1599 nt
Organism: Pyrenophora tritici-repentis Pt-1C-BFP
Lineage: Eukaryota; Fungi; Ascomycota; Dothideomycetes; Pleosporales; Pleosporaceae
Product: CypX, Cytochrome P450
Molecular function (GO): heme binding; monooxygenase activity; iron ion binding
Source: RefSeq, a predicted model, not a curated record
AUGGACAGACUCAAAUUUCCCAGCACUUUAAGUUCAGCAAGCGUCUGGAACAUUACCUUGGCCAUACAUCGCCUGUACUUCCACCCUCUGAAGUCGUACCCAGGGCCUUUUUUUGCACGCAUCAGUGACUUUUACAACACAUUCCACAUCUUCGUCAAGGAUGAAGCACAAAAUUUCCACAAGCUGCAUGAGUGCUAUGGACCCGUUGUUCGGUACGGGCCUAACAGACUCAGCAUCGCUACACCUGGCGCCGUGAGGAUGCUUUAUACCAACAGUCGCUACACACGUAAGGCAGAUAGCUAUCUUGCUUUUCCCCGGGAUCCAGCAAAUGCUAGUCUCUUCUCAAGCAUCAACAAAGAAGUGCACGCUCGCAAGCGUCGUGUUUUGCGCUACGGCUUUUCGGACAGUGCCUUGAAAGAGGCGGAAGUGACUAUCAAAAAACAUGUAGCCAUUCUCUUGCGCUGUCUGGAGCACCUUGCCGACGACGAUCAACAUGGCUGGACUGUCGACGAGAAGAAAUCAACUGGACAAUGGAGCACUCCAAAGAACUGGGCGGAAUGGAUCAACAGGUAUUCGUUCGAUCUAUCGACCGAGCUUUCCUUGAGCGAAUCUUUCAAUAUGAUGCGUCUUGGCGAAAGAAGACAUUUCGCGGAUUUGAUCCACGAGAACAUGUGGGCCGAGAAUGUGACUGGCUCCGCACUCACGCUUCUGCACAGCCUAGGACUGCGUAAUACGUUACUGUCACGAUGGGUGCGAACCAGCAAGCCGUUCGACGACUUUGUCGAACGUGCAGCUGCCGCACGCAUCGAACAGACAACCACAGGAGUCGAACUGGGCAAGAAGGAUUUCAUGACCUGGCUCACAAACGACGCUGAUCCAAACAAGGACGUUUCAAUGGACGAGAUCAAGGAAGAAGCCAUAUUGCUAAUCACUGCCGGCGGCGACACCACCUCUACGACCAUCUCAGCCGCCAUGUACUACCUUCUCCACGACCCCGAGAAACUGCAAAAACUGCAAGCCGAGAUCCGCCAGACCUUUUCCAGCGUAGAGGACAUAAGACUGGGCAGUGCGCUGAACUCUUGCACGUACUUGAGGGCGUGCAUCGAAGAGGCUCUACGCAUAGCCCCGCCUGCUGGCUCGGUACUACGGCGCGAGGUCGAGGUGGGCGGCGUGCACGUCGACGGCUUGUACAUUCCAAGAGGCACAAACGUUGGCGUCCCUGUAUCUGCCAUGCACCACGACGCAGCCUACUUCCCGUCGCCAUUGAAGUUCCAGCCCGAGCGGUGGAUCCCCGGCUCUGUGCUCGCAGACGGCACAGAAGUCACGCAUGAGUUCGUCAAGCGUGCCUAUGGCGCGUUCCUGCCCUUCAGCGCGGGGACAAGAGGCUGCAUCGGCAAGCCGCUGGCCUACCUUGGCAUCUCGAUUCUCUACGCGACCAUGUUAUUCCAGUACGACAUGCGUCUGUGCCGCGAGAGGUGGGCGAAUGGGCACCGCAGCGGUCUUGGCCCAGAUCCUACCAUUAAGUAUGAGCUCGAGGAUAUCUUCACUUCAUGGAAGAACGGUCCAUUGGUUGAGUUCAAGGCCCGACAAGUGGAGUAA